AUGAGAUUCGACUGCAUAGAGCGACCUAUCGCUCACUUCUUCGAGGCCUAUGGACGCUUCAUUUCACGCCAUCCGCUUCCAUUCAUCGUGUUGCCGAUGCUCUUCACGGCGACCAUGUGCGCCGGCUUUCUGCACAUGAAACCCAUCACCGAUGCCGUCUAUUUAUUCACACCAGUAGGAGCCGAGUCGAAAAUGGAACGACAGUCGAUUCACGAGAAGUGGCCACUCUAUCAGGACAAUUACAUUCCAGGAAGGGCCGUAACGGAAGCGCGAGAAGUUCAGAUCACCGUUCUUGCGAGAGAUAAUGCCAAUAUUUUGGAGAAACCCUACUCCGAAGCUGUUUAUCGACUUGAUCAAUUCAUAGAGAAUCGCAUCAGUGUUACUUAUAAAAACAAAGUUUACAGAUAUGCGGACCUCUGUUUGUCCUACAAGUCGGCAGGCUGUCCCGGAAAUAAACACGUGCAUCUACUCUCGGAAAUCUACCAACGAGGAGUGAACAUCACGUUUCCCACAUUCCGGAUUGGAACAGAAAGUGGAUACUUGGGCAGUUCGUUGGGUGGUGUGCUUUUGGGGCACGAUGAGAAAAACAGGACGAUUCUAGCGAAAGCCCGUUCUUGGUUCCUCAUCUAUCACAUGAAAUUUCAUCCAACCAAUAUGAGCUAUAUUUCGGGAUUGUUUGAAAACGAACUAGUUCGACAACUAAAAAAUUAUCCAGAGGAUCCAUACAUUACUUUCACCUAUUUCCAUUCGCAAACGCUGGCCGACGAGUUGAAAAGAAAUGCUGAUUCUUUAGUUCCUCGUUUCGCUGUGGCUUUCAUGUUGAUGUUGCUCUUCACAGCGUUGUGUGCUAUUGGUUUUGUCAAUGGAACCCUUGCUAUUGAUUGGGUACUCAGUAAACCGAUUCUUUCAAUUCUCGGAGUUUUCAAUGCCGGUAUGGGUAUUCUCACGGCGAUUGGUGGAGGUCUUUUACUCGGUGUCCCCUACAAUGAUAUUGUUGCCGUGAUGCCAUUUCUUGUCGUUGCGGUCGGAGUUGACAAUAUGUUCUUAAUGGUUUCCGCUGUUCGCCGUACGCCACGAACUCACACAACGGGUCAAAGAAUGGGCGAAUGUCUUUCUGAUGCAGCUGUCUCGAUUUUGAUCACUGCACUCACGGAUGCGUUUUCUUUUGGAGUUGGAACAAUCACAUCGAUCCCAGCCGUACAAAUCUUCUGCAUUUACACUUGCUUAGCAAUCUCCGCAACAUUUGUCUAUCAGAUUACAUUCUUCGCCGCGUUGCUUUCAGUUUACACGCGUUGGGAGGGAAGAGGAUUGAAUUCGGUGUUUUUGUGCAAGACGGUGCCAGCCGACCAAAUUGAAGGUGCAUCGAUUCUGACAAAAUUGUUCAACAUUGGUUCAAGGCCGGCGCUUAAUGAAAAGAAAGGCAUGCAAAAGGCUGUCUACGAAGAUGAUCCAGCAACCACUCGUUUCUUUACAAAUUGGUUUGCCCCGAUCCUGAUGCAUCCGGUGGUGAAAGGCCUCGUUCUUGUUUGGUUCAUCAUCUAUCUGCUCAUUUCCGGAUAUGGAUGCUCAAAGAUUAAGGAAGGACUUGAGCCAAUCAAUCUACUCGUUCAAGACUCUUAUGCGAUCCCGCAUUACAAGAUGUUACAGCAGUAUUUCUGGAAAUACGGAGCCACUUUACAGCUUGUCGUCAACAAUGCACCAGACAUGAGAAAUGCGACAGAAAGGAGACGAUUGAAAACAAUGAUUACCGAAUUCGCCUCUUCUAAACACUCAUGUGGUCCAGAUUCAAUCCAAUAUUGGGCAGACGAGAUGGAAAUUUAUUACAAGUCGAUAAUGCCGAUCAACGAUGUCGCAUUUUACGGGCAACUUAUCCAUUGGCUGGCCUCGAAGAAUCCGAACACUUGGGAAGCAGAUAUAUUUUGGCAAAACAACACUCAUGGAGAAUUGGUUGUUCGCAGUUUCCGUUUCUUAAUUGGUAUACGCGACAUUCAAUCGACGACCGGACAACAAGCGGCCACGCAAUUGAUGCGACAAAUCGCUUCUCAUUGGCCUGAGUACAAUGUAACCUCGUUUAUGCCGUUGUGGCUCUUCACCGAUCAAUAUGCGAUUGUGAUUCCGAACACUAUACAAAAUAUCUGGAUAGCUCUCUUGGUGAUGAUCAUUAUUGCUUUUAUCCUCAUUCCUCAGCCCUUCUGUGCGCUUUGGGUUGCCAUGGCUUGUGCUUCAAUCGACUUCGGAGUCAUUGGUUUCAUGACACUUUGGGAUGUGAACUUGGAUGCCAUUUCGAUGAUCACAAUCAUCAUGUCGAUCGGAUUCUCAGUCGACUAUUCUGCUCACAUAACCUAUGGAUAUGUGGUGUCCUCGCAACCAACACCAGCUUUGAAGAUUCGAGAGGCUCUUGGUUCACUUGGAUGGCCACUUUUCCAAGGAGGUUCUUCAACUAUUCUUGCCAUGGUUGUUUUGGCUGAUGUGCCGGCUUACAUGGUGGUCACCUUCUUCAAAACAGUUUUUCUUGCGAUCUCCAUUGGUUUAUUGCACGGCUUGAUCUUUUUGCCAGUGUUCCUAUCAAUCUUUGUGCGCGGUUGCUGCAUAAUUCCGUUGCCGAAUGAUCGAGGACAGGAGGGACACCAAGUAGUACCAAAGGCAAAGAUGUCGACAAUUACCACUAUUGCUAGAGCUGCUUCCCUUGAGUCGGCUCCCUUCUCACCAAUCAUGAAAGCUGCGAAUUUGGUGUGUCGAGGCGAAUUCAUUGAAAGUCAUACAUCGACUCCGGUCAAUCAACUUCGAACAUUACGGCAUAGGACUCCUCCGCAUGAUCAACAAUUGAUCGUCGAGGUGAGAAAUCAUGCUAUGACAUCGAUUUCACCAAAGAAUUCAACACGAUUUCGAAGAUUCGCCGAUGAAGAAUGCCCAUGUGAAUUCCCGAAAGGACCGCCCGGUCUACCCGGACGUCACGGAUUUGAUGGACAACCCGGGGUUCCAGGUGCACCUGGAAAACCGGCUCGUUUACCGUGUGAUGCGCCGAUCGAUUACUCGAUUCAUUGCCCUGAUCCGUGUCCGACUGGAGUUCAGGGGAAACCCGGAUCACAAGGUCCAUCAGGUGAUAAAGGAGAACAAGGGGUGAAAGGAGAGCGCGGGAAAAAUGGAAAUGACGGGAAAAAGGGACGAAAGGGUGAUUUAGGACCGAGAGGAGUACCCGGUUUGGAUGGAUUGAUCGGGGAUUCGGGCGAAGACGCGAUGCCGUCUCCAUUCAUUCCGGGAUCACCUGGGGAAAUUGGAGAAAUUGGACCACGAGGACCGAUUGGUGAGUUGUUUUUC
Messenger RNA from Mesorhabditis belari, 3318 nucleotides. NCBI's taxonomy places the organism in Eukaryota, Metazoa, Nematoda, Chromadorea, Rhabditida, Rhabditidae. The record is from the annotation of a GenBank genome assembly.